CUUUAUCGCCUCAGGAGCGCUGCGCGCUCCCGCUCUGGAGAUCUCCGUGCCGUCGCCACCCACACGCGUUUUGUUUCGUGGAACAAACAUCAUAAAAUGGAAAAGAUGUAUAGAUAGAUGUCUAAUUUUGUGACUCCAAACUCCAACCAAGCAACUCUUUGACAAUCCUCAUCUGUAUUGUUCAUCAUUACCUAACCAUGGAGACGGUGGUGAUUGUGGCCAUAGGUGUGCUGGCAACCAUCUUCCUGGCAUCAUUUGUGGCACUGGUGGUGGUGUGCCGCCAUCGUUACUGCCACCCUCCUGACUUUCUACACCAGUUUGAUUCCAAACCCACAGUGGAUCUUAUUGGAGCAAUGGAGACUCAGAGUGAACCAUCUGAGUUGGAGUUGGAUGAUGUUGUCAUCACGAACCCACAUAUUGAGGCCAUGUUGGAGAAUGAGGACUGGAUUGAGGAUGCCUCUGGCCUUGUGUCUCACUGCAUUGCUAUUCUGAAGAUAUGCCAUACACUCACCGAAAAGCUAGUUGCCAUGACAAUGGGUUCUGGAGCAAAGGUCAAAGCACCUGCCAGCCUGAAUGACAUCAUAACAGUGGCUAAGCGCAUCAGCCCAAGGGUGGAUGAUGUGGUUCGAUCUAUGUACCCGCCACUGGACCCCAUUCUCCUGGACGCCAGGGCCACUGCAUUACUGUUGUCGGUUAGUCACUUGGUACUAGUCACACGGAACGCCUGCCACAUGUCUGGCUGCCUGGACUGGAUCGACCAAUCACUGCAUGCAGCCGAGGAUCAUAUGGUCAUACUGAGAGAGGCGGCUUUAGCUUCCGAACCAGAGAGGGCUUUGCCAGAGAGGGAGCACACUAUCUGACUCACUCAAAAGCACAUGAGACUAAGACUCUGUAAACACACAUGUAUAUG
Xyrauchen texanus (razorback sucker) is the source of this 910-nucleotide messenger RNA. RefSeq names its product transmembrane protein 98 (gene tmem98). Bases 198 to 860 code for a protein of 220 amino acids. NCBI's taxonomy places the organism in Eukaryota, Metazoa, Chordata, Actinopteri, Cypriniformes, Catostomidae. The transcript has 7 exons. The record is from RefSeq and is a predicted model, not a curated record. Gene Ontology annotation, cellular component: endoplasmic reticulum.